AGAUCAAGGGCUAAUAAGAAGCAAUAUUACGGAAACACUCCCACUAGUGAACAGGGAAGGAUCAAUUAUCAACUGCUCCCUGCACAAAUCUCAAAGGAAUAUCAAACUGAAAUAGAAAGCAGGCAGCACCUUCACUCAGACAUCAUGACAGAUAAAGAGGAUCCCAAGAAAGGAAAGAAGAGCAAAGGGAAGAGCAAAAAGGUGUGUGGCUACCCGCUCAGCAUCUUCUUCAUUGUUGUGAAUGAGUUCUGCGAGAGGUUCUCCUACUAUGGCAUGCGAGCUGUCCUGGUGCUGUACUUUAAGUACUUCUUGCGCUGGGACGAUGACUUGGCCACCUCCAUCUAUCACACCUUUGUGGCUCUCUGCUACCUGACCCCUAUCCUCGGGGCCAUUGUGGCUGACUCCUGGCUGGGAAAGUUUAAGACUAUCAUCUACUUGUCCAUUGUCUAUGCGAUUGGCCAGGUUGCGAUGGCUGUCAGUGCAAUCCAUGACAUCACUGACUCGGACAGAGACGGGACACCAAACAACAUGACCUUUCAUGUUGCGUUGUCCAUGGUGGGUCUCUUCCUCAUCGCUCUGGGCACUGGCGGCAUCAAACCUUGUGUUGCUGCCUUUGGUGGAGACCAAUUUAGUGAGCAUCAGGAAAAGCAAAGGAGAACUUUCUUCUCGGUAUUCUACCUGUGCAUCAAUGGUGGGAGUCUCUUGUCAACCAUUAUCACUCCAAUCCUCAGAGCUCAGGACUGUGGCAUCCACAGUCAGCAGAAGUGUUAUUCUCUGGCCUUCGGUGUCCCUGCAGCACUAAUGUUGGUUGCACUUGUGGUGUUUAUCGUUGGAAGUGGCAUGUACUACAAAGCUGAACCGCAGGGAAACAUCAUGCUGGAUGUGUGUAAAUGUAUUGGGUUUGCCAUUAAAAACCGCUACAAGCACAGAAGCAAUCAAUUCCCAAAGAGGCAGCAUUGGAUGGACUGGGCAGAUGAAAAAUAUGACAAACUCCUCAUUGCUCAAAUCAAAAUGGUGCUGAAGGUCCUCUUUUUAUACAUCCCACUUCCGAUGUUCUGGACCCUAUUUGACCAAAAGGGUUCCAGAUGGACUCUGCAAGCCACCAACAUGGAUGGAAACUUUGGGCUACUUGUUAUACAGCCUGAUCAGAUGCAGACUAUCAACCCCAUCCUGAUCCUGACUCUGGUGCCUAUCAUGGACAACGUAAUCUACCCUCUGAUCACAAAAUGUGGCCUGAACUUUACGCCUCUGAAAAGAAUGACAGUGGGGAUGCUCCUGGCAGCUAUAGCUUUUGUCUGCGCUGCUGUGGUUGAGAUUCAAAUUGAUAAAACAUUACCCACCUUCCCAUCAGCCUCCCAGAGUCAGUUGAAAUUACUUAACAUGGGCAGUAAUCCAGUGACAGUUAAGCUGCCUGGCGAGAAUCCUCUGGGACUUCCUGCAGCUCAGGCCAGUGAUCAAUACUUCACAUUUGAAGCAGAAAACAUCCUCGUUUCAAUAGGCAGCCCCGAAGUGACAAAAAAUAUUUCCUUAGCCAAGGGACAGCGACAAACGCUUCUUAUUCCCUCAGACGUCACUGAAACAUCACAAUUGCUGUUGAUUGAUGAUUUGAUUUCCAAGCCAGAACAAGGCAACAAUGCAAUCCGAUUUGUAAAUGGAAUGAAAACAACAGUGAAUGUAUCAACUCCUGCAGCUGACUUUGGACUAAUUGAGCCAUUUUAUUAUUCCAACUACUCCCAGAUAAAAAAUGGAAAAGUCAACUUCACCAUACUGAGUGGUUCACAGAAAUGUGAAUACAGCAGGGACUUUGGGUUUGGAAGUUCAUAUACCUUCUUCAUCCCUAGCACUUUGGUCUUUGGAACGAAUUGUCAGGAGUCUAUUACAACGGCAGAAGACAUCGAGCCCAACUCGGUUCACAUGGCUCUCCAGAUCCCACAGUACUUCUUCAUAACUGCUGGUGAAGUGAUGUUUUCUGUUACUGGUCUGGAGUUCUCCUACUCACAGGCACCUAGUAACAUGAAAGCAGUGCUGCAAGCAGGCUGGUUGUUUACCGUUGCUAUUGGCAACUUCAUCGUACUGAUUGUGGCUGAGCUUGCAAAGAUUCCCGAACGGUGGGCAGAGUACAUCCUCUUUGCCUCUCUCUUGGUUGCAGUGUGUAUCAUCUUCUCCAUUAUGGCAUAUUUCUACACCUACAUCGACCCUACAGAAAUUGAGGCCCAGUUCAAGACAAAGGUUAAUGAAGAUGAUGAGGAUGAUAAAAGCCAGCUACGGAAGACAGAGAUUGAGAUGGUCAAGAAAGACUCAGUUAAAUGUCACGAUGAAGCCAAAGAGGCCAAAAUGUGAACAGUCUAAAAAGCAGAUUAGAUAUCCAUAAUGCAUUUAUAUUUGAUGGUUAACAUUGAUGCAAGGUAGAAUUGUCAUAUUGUGUGUGUGUGUGUGUAUUGUGUUGUUAGCUAUAAUAUUACAACAACAACAACAACAGAUGAAUGCUAUUAUU
This is a messenger RNA of Siniperca chuatsi (mandarin fish), 2494 nucleotides long. It is a transcript of the gene slc15a1a, whose product is annotated as solute carrier family 15 member 1a. The record is from RefSeq and is a predicted model, not a curated record. Gene Ontology annotation, biological process: transmembrane transport; oligopeptide transport. Gene Ontology annotation, molecular function: dipeptide transmembrane transporter activity. The transcript has 23 exons. Gene Ontology annotation, cellular component: membrane. NCBI's taxonomy places the organism in Eukaryota, Metazoa, Chordata, Actinopteri, Centrarchiformes, Sinipercidae. The coding region runs from base 145 to 2340 and encodes 731 amino acids.